Molecule: messenger RNA, 4293 nt
Organism: Chaetomium fimeti
Lineage: Eukaryota; Fungi; Ascomycota; Sordariomycetes; Sordariales; Chaetomiaceae
Product: ankyrin repeat-containing domain protein
Exons: 2
Coding region: 1-4293 (1430 amino acids)
Molecular function (GO): protein binding
Source: RefSeq, a predicted model, not a curated record
AUGGGCCCAUCCAAGCGCGAUGGCGAGAAGGGCCCGGAUGGGAGGACUGGUUCUCCGAACUUGAGUCUGCGCCAGAGUGCCCGAUGGCUGAGAAAUCGUUUGUCAAAGAAGAAAGACCCAGCACCGCCCGCUUCCGACCCUCAGUCAACGGCCGUCCUUGCAGGCAGCAGUGGCCAUACCCUAGAAGAGGCCCCCAGCGCCAGGUCAAACCUGUCUGGGGGCAACCCAAGGGUCCACGAUCAAGCUCGGGAAAGCGAAUUUGAUGAUCGCACAAAUGACAGUACCCGAAUCCCGGACGACAGCCCGGCCCACAGCGGUCCGCUCACCUCCAACGAAGAAUUACUCACGACUCAGUCGCUUUGGGAUUGUGCAUACGAAAACCUCAGGAAGGAAGAUGAGCACUUGGUGAAGAGGUAUGAGGAAUUGUUGCUGAAAGAGGUCCAUAAGCAAAGUCCAGUGCAAGAUGACGGCGCAGCCCUCGAUUUCAACGGGACAUCUCGCCAGGCGAUGCUCGAUGCAGUAAUUGACCAGGGUAUGCAACGGAUGGAAGACAAGACAACCAAAUACACCAUCGCCGGCCAUGAGUUUGUUCUGCGAGACCAGGUUUCGGACGCAGCGAAGUUAGUGCUAUCGGGAAAGGACCUCAUCCGCGAGGCCAUGAAGGGUUCACCUGAGGCUUCCAUCGUAUGGUCUGGCGUAUGCCUUAUUCUCCCGCUUCUCACGAACCCCACGACUGCAGAUGAAGCCAACCGCGACGGUUUCGCAUACGUCUCCACCAGGAUGCGGUACUACACUGCCCUCGGACCCCUCCUGGAACGGCUCAGCCAAAGCCCCAAAGUCGCUUCCGCGUUGAGAACUGAGGCGAACAGUCACAUUAUCGACCUUUACCAGCACAUUCUCGAGUUCCAAAUCUCUAGUGUCCUGCGGUUCUACUAUGGUAGCCUUAGACGUUACGGUGAGGACGUCCUUCAACGAAAAGAUUGGAAGCGCAUGAGGCUCGAUAUCGAGAAGCUCGAUGCAACUGUCCAUCAGAAUUUGAUUCAAAUGAAUGAUCUGGUGGAGAGACAAGAGCUCGAGGAUCUGAACAAGAUAUGCAAGGAGCUCAGCAAGACAAGCGAGGAGGAUCUCAAAAUGAUGCAAGAGCUCCUGUCCAUUUCUGAACAGCAAUUACACGUUGCAAAGGAUCAGAGGGGCAUUGCACAGAAACAGGUCGACUUGCAGGAAGACGAGGCAAAGGCUCGUUCAGCCAAGGAGAGAACGCAAUGCCGUCAAGCAUUUCGCAUCACGGACAGUAAAAAGGACGCCACAUACGAGUGGUAUAAGGACCGCAUCGAAGACCGAGUCGAGGGUACUUGCCAAUGGUUCCUUGAGCAUGAAAACUUCCAAAGGUGGCUAUCCAAAGACUCGGGGCCAUUGCUCGUCUCAGCCGACCCCGGGUGUGGAAAAUCGGUCUUGGCCAAGUAUCUGAUCAACAAUGUCUUGCCGCUGCCAGGUGUGACCGUCUGCUACUUCUUCUUCAAAGACCAGGAUCAAAACACGGUCCGACAGGCGCUUUGCGCUCUACUUCACCAGCUUUUCUCCCAGAAACAACCGUUAAUCAAGCACGCCCUCGAAUUCUGGAGGAAGGACGGUGCUGGCUUGGUUCAUUCUACCAGUUCCCUCUGGAACAUCUUUACAAAUGCCGUGAAAGAUCCCCUGGCUGGGUCUGUGAUCAUGGUCCUGGACGCCCUGGACGAGUGUGCGGACGUGGAGUUGGAUAACCUGGCGCAAAACCUGGAAAGACAGUUCUGCGACGGGGAGACAAGCUAUAAGAACCUCAGGUAUCUCCUCACGAGUCGGCCAUACGAGCAAAUCAUAUCCAGCCUGCAAGCUUUGUCGCGCACUUUCCCGCAUGUUCGAAUCCCAGGCGAGGGCGAAAAAGAAUCCAACACGAUUAGCCAAGAAGUCAACCUUGUUGUUAAGCACCGAGUUGACCGGAUGGGAUUUCCAACUCACGUCAAAAGUGCACUCGAAAGAAAGCUGCUCGAGGUUCCUCAUCGCACCUACCUCUGGGUAUAUCUUGUAUUCGACUACCUGAAGCGAGGAACCUUCAAGAAAACAGGAGCGGCGCUUGAAAAAGCAAUCGCAACACUUCCGAGGAAUGUCAAUGAUGCGUACGAGCAGAUUCUGCGCAAAUCUACCAACCCAACUCUGGCCCGCAAGGCUCUCUGCAUGGUCUUGGCUGCGAAGCGGCCGCUGUCAGUAUCCGAGAUGAAUAUUGCUGUGAACACAAACGAGGAAACGAGGUGGUUGGAUGACCUUGACCUGGAGGAAGAAAGCGACUUCCAGACAACCCUCCGGAACUGGUGUGGGCUGUUCGUUGCCAUCCACCAUGGCAAGGUCUAUUUCCUUCAUCAAACCGCUCGCGAGUUUUUGCUCUCGAACCCCGCGCUGCAACUACCUGAGCCGGCCUCGAUGCCAUCGAACUAUCAUUGGAAAGGCUCAAUCACCAGCCCUGCUGCGCAAAAGGUUCUUGCCGAAGCCUGCAUCAGGUACCUCGGAUUCUACGGUAUCGGUGCCGGAGAGCGCCCCGCUAGCCAGAGCAAUGAUAGCAUGAGCACCGCCACACGCGAGAGCGCCAACGAUAGCAUUGGCACCCGGGAGAGCGACGGCGACGGCGCGAGCAUUGGAGAGAGUUCCGGCUAUCGCGACGCGACGUAUGAUUUCCUGCAAUACUCAGCGUUGCAUUGGGAUACUCACUUUGAAGAAGCUUGCUUCGGAACGGAUGCAGCAGCCGUGACGGCAUUGGUCGUAAAAGUCUGCGAUCCCCGCUUGCCGAGCUGCUCGACGUGGUGGGAAAUACUCCGCGACUCGGACUCGAUUCUCCCCAGGCACCCCGGUUCUCCCCUCGUAGUAGCCACUAUAUUAGGGCUUGAUGUCAUUGUCGAGGCGAUGCUUGCAGGGGGCGUCGAUGCAGAGGCGAAGGACAAAGAUGAAGAGUAUGGGAUGACGCCACUGUCGUGGGCCGCCUUGAGUGGCCAUGUGACCGUAGCUGAGAUGCUAGUUGCUCAUGGCGUUCACGUGGAUGCAAAUGGCGGGUUUUGGAACCGCACGCCGCUAUCUUAUGCCGCCGAGAGCGGCGACAAGGACAUAGUCAACCUCCUACUUUCUCACGGUGCUGAAGUGGAUAGCAACGAUCAGCGUGGCCCGACGCCACUGUUGCGGGCCGCUAUGGAGGGCCACGAUGAUGUAGUUGGGUUACUUCUGGCCCACGGUGCUGAUGUGGAGCGGAAAGAUGCAGAAUAUGACCAGACACCUCUGAUAUGGGCCGCUGAAAGCGGCCAUGGCGGUGUGGUUAAGCUACUGCUCGCUCACGGUGUUGACACGGAGGCGAAAGAUAAAGACUUUGGUCGGACGCCGUUAUCGUGGGCCAUUGAGAAUGGCUGUAGAGGUGUGGCUACUCUACUCCUUGCCAAUGGCGUCGACGUGGAAGCUAUGGACGAGGACAGCCGGACAAUUCUAUCAAGGGCCGUUACAAGUCGUGAUGGAAGUGGCAUGACCAAAUUGCUGCUUUCCUAUGGCGUUGACGUGGAAGCGAAGGAUAAGGACGGCCGGACGCCAUUAUCCUGGGCUGUUACGACAAGAAAUGAAGAGAUAGUUGGGCUACUGCUCGAUCAUGGCGUCAAAUUGGAGGCGGCGGACAAAAACGGCCGGACGCCAUUAUCCUGGGCCGCAAGGAAAAGCACGUCACUAUUCAGUCGAUUCUGGGCCGCAAGGGAGGGCGCGCCACCAUCCUGGGCCGGAAGGAAAAGCGGCCCGGGAGUGGUUGGGCUACUACUCAGCCAUGGUGUUGAUGUAGAGGCUAUUGACAAAGACGGCCAGUCGCCGCUACUAUGGGCGAUUAGGGAAGGUGACGAGAAUGCAGUGGCGAUGCUGCUGGAUCAUGGUGCUAAUGGGGAGGUGAAGGACAAGGAUGGCUUGACUCCACUAUUGUGGGCUGUUAGGAACAGUGAUGAGGAAGUAACUAAGAUACUACUACUUCAUGGCGUUGAAGUGGAGGUGAAGGACAAUAACGACCGGACGCCACUCUCCUGGGCCCUUGAGAACGGAGACAGGGGCAUAGUUAGGAUGUUGCUUGCUUACGGCGCUGAUCGAGGGCCACUAUCAGAUGCCUCUGAGUCGGAUGUUGGAGCUGAGUCUCGUGUGGGCUCGACCGAGUCUAAUGUGGACUCUUCCAUCCCUGACAGCCCAAGAGAACGGGUGGGGGUGCCCGAGGGCGCAGAAUGGUACCGGUGGGGCGACAAAAUGGAAUAG